AAGGUACAAACCUUUCGUUGUUUCGCUUUCUUGUUUCUUUUGAAACCCAUUGUUUCCUUGGUUCGUUUUCUGUGUUCAAGAAAAACCCACAAUUUCUUUCUUUGUUUUCUUCAAGAGAUUUGGUGGGGGUUUAGUCUAUGAGCUGGGGUUUUACUCUGUUCUUGUUGGUCUUCAGUUGUUUGAUCCAAAAGGGAAAUGAGCAAAGAUGCCGUCUUGGCUGGGACAGAUGGUUCUUUCCUGCUGGGAACUGGUGGGUAGAAUUUUGGGUACGAGCAAGGAUGAUGUUAGUGAUGAUGAUGGUCCUGAUGAUUCCUUGCUCCAUUCUCCGCUAUUCUGGAGCAGAGACCUUGAAAAGCACUCCUGUGGCGAAUUCUCAGUCGCAGUGAUUAGAGGCAAUGAGGUCAUCGAGGAUCACAGCCAGGUCGAUACUGGAAGGGAGGUUACCUUUGUUGGAGUCUAUGAUGGGCAUGGUGGUCCAGACGCGUCUCGCUACAUAUCUAGGCGACUCUUCCGGACUUUCAUCAGGAUUGCUAAAGAAAAGGGAACCAUUUCUGAAAAUAUUCUUAGAAGUGCUGUUAUGGAGACUGAAGAUGAAUUUCUUAGUUUUGUACGUGGGUCAUUUGGUAGAAAACCAUCAAUUGCAGCAGUUGGAUCUUGUUGCCUGGUUGGAAUUAUAUGGAGAGGAUCACUGUAUGUUGCUAAUUUGGGCGAUUCUCGAGCUGUAAUUGGUAGUCUGGGUGAAUCAAAGAAGGUGGUUGCUGAGCAGUUGACUAGAGAUCACAAUGUAGGUUUGGAGGAGAUCAGAUCUGAAGUCAGGGCAUUACAUCCGGAUGAUCCAUAUAUUGUAGUUGAGAACCAAGGAGCAUGGCGGAUUAAAGGCAUAAUUCAGGUUAGUUUUAAUAUGCACGAUUUCCUCAUUUCAUGCCACAUUACUGGUUAAGGCAUCAGUGUUAAAGCAGCAUAGAUUGUAGAAGAUACCAUUUGCAUUAUUUUACUUUUCUUUCUUUGCAAGUUUGCAACUUUAGGAUUCCUCUUAUAUCAUGCUUGAAUACCAAGAUUGAUAAAUAAGAGCAGCCAGUUACGUAGCGUAGAUAUAUGGAAAUUAGUCUAAAUGAAUUUUAGGUUAUUUA
Rubroshorea leprosula is the source of this 1130-nucleotide messenger RNA. The record is from the annotation of a GenBank genome assembly. NCBI's taxonomy places the organism in Eukaryota, Viridiplantae, Streptophyta, Magnoliopsida, Malvales, Dipterocarpaceae.